UAAUACAUUUAAGUGAUUUGACACCCGCAAAAUCCAAAAAGAAGCAAAGAAGAACAAGAACAAGACAACACCGCUUCCUUUACGGCAAAUGGAGAAUGGCGGAUGGUGAUAAAUCCCCGGGCGGACUGGAGCUCAGCAAGGAAUGGCUGGAGGCUGCAGACAGCAGGUUGGAGGUCCUGCACUACCUGAAGGAUCAGGUGCCUCAGAUCUUCUGCCUGAAAAAAGAACACAGCCCUCAGGAGGAAGAGGAGCUGAUGCAAAGCCGAAUCCUUCGCCCUCUGGAAUGUUUCCUGUUUGGAGGAGAUCCCGAGGAAGGUCUGGAGAAGCUCAAGCAGGGCAGCAACUCAUCUCAGUUCUGUGGGCGUGUUUUUAAAGAGGGAGAAACCGUCUACUCCUGCAGGGAUUGUGCAAUAGAUCCCACUUGUGUCCUGUGCAUGGACUGCUUCCAGAAUAGCCUGCACAAAAGUCAUCGCUACAAGAUGCAUGCGUCAUCAGGUGGGGGCUUCUGUGAUUGUGGUGAUGUAGAAGCCUGGAAGAUUGGUCCCUGUUGCUCCAAACAUGACCCAGGGGCAGCUACUGCCAUGGUAACGGACGAGUGUGAAUUGGAACCUGAGCUAUGUGAGCGAGCAGCAAAGCUUUUCCGGAUACUGUUGCACUAUGUUACUGAUUUCUUGGUUUGGGAGGAGAGCUUUGAGCUACCAGAGGAACUCAAGCCACGACAAAAGGAAAAUGCAUACUACUGCGUCCUGUACAAUGAUGAGCACCAUUCCUACGAACAUGUGAUCUACACCCUGCUGCGCUCUGUUAACUGUAAUCAAGCAGAAGCACAGACACACACAGCACUUAUUGACAAGGAGGGCCGGCGUGCAGUAAAGAGAGGAUUACUUCCUUCAUGCCAGCAAGCAAAAGAUCUCAUCAGGUCCAACUCUGAGCACAUUUCACUGCAGCCACUACGCGUGGAGAUCCUUCACACAGCAGUAAUGGCUCACCAGACGUUUGCCCUGCGCCUCGGAUCCUGGUUCCAAAAGAUCAUAAGUUACUCAGUUGGCUUCAGGCAUGCCUUCUGCCAGGUGGCUUUAGAGCCAAACGCAGACAGAGGACACCCGUGUCUUAUCAGCAGGCUCAUGUUGCACGAUGCUAGGAUGUACAAAGGAGCUCGCAAGAUAGUGCAUGAGCUGAUUUUCGGUAGCAUGCUGAUGGACACGGAAUUCAAGAAGCUGUUUGCAAUUGAGUUUACAAAGCACUAUAAGCAGCUCCAGAAGGACUUCAUCAAUGAUGACCAUGAGAGGAGUAUAUCCAUCACUGCUUUGUCUGUCCAGAUCUUCACUGUACCUACACUAGCUAGACAGCUGAUUGAAGAGUGCAAUGUCAUUAAGGUGAUAGUUGGUACCGUCAUGGAUUUGCUGCGUGAUCAUCUGGAUGAUAACAAUCGCUUCUUCUUCCUGGGCUAUAACUCAGACAAGUUCGCUCGCAUCCAGGUCAUCUUCAUUGACCUCAGGUAUAUUCUCAUCAGUAAACCAUUAGCAUGGACAGAGGAGCUGCGGAGACAGUUCCUAGAGGGCUUUAAAGACUUUCUUGGGCUUCUCAAGUGCAUGCAGGGUAUGGAGGAAGUGAAGCGCCAGUUUGGUCAACACAUUGCUGUGGAGCCAGAAUGGGAAGCUGGCUUUUCUCUUCAGAUCCAGCUACGUCACAUUCUCGCAGUGUUUCAGGACUGGUGUUCCUCUGACGAUCAGAUCUUGCUUCUUACAUUUAAAGAGUGCCACCGAGUUUUGAUGGAGUGCAACAACCAGCCUUUUCACAAAGAGACCACUGACUACUACAUGUGCAAGCACAUUAUCAACGUUCAUCCAUACAAAGUGUCUCAGGACCCUGUUAGCAUACAUCUACCAAUCUCCAGGUUCUUGGCUGGGCUGUAUGUUCUUCUGUGUCGAACAGGAUUAGUUGAGCAUCUGGAUAAUCCAGAGCGCUACAACUUUUCCGAGCUGGCAGAGCAUCCACUGCGCUGUGUGGUGCUGGCUGCACAAGUCUCGGCCGAAAUGUGGCGCAGAAAUGGCCUAUCAUUAGUCAGCCAGGUCUACUACUACCAGGAUGUAAAAUGCAGGGAUGAGAUGUACGAUAAGGACAUUCUCAUGCUUCAGAUAGCUGCUUCCAAAAUGGAUCCCAACCACUUCCUCAUGCUGAUCUUGUUGAGAUUUGAGCUGUUUGAUUACUUUAAUGAAACCUACCUAAGCAAAGACCAGGAUGAGAUGAUGCAGUUGAAUCGCUUGACAGAGGAGAUGCUCUACCUACUGAUUGUCAUCACUGGUGAGCGCUUUGUCCCUGGGAUCAGCCAUGUGACAAAGGAGGAGGUGACCAUGCGGGAGGUCGUCCAUCUGCUGUGCAUUGAGCCCAUGGCUCACAGUAGCCUGGUUAAAAGCCUCCCAGAGAAAGAAAGCCAUGAAACAGGCUUGGAGUCAGUCAUUGGCAAUGUUGCUACCUUCAAAAAACCAGGAGUAUCAGGACAUGGAUUAUAUGAAGUUAAGAAAGAGCGUCUGGUAGAAUUCAACCCUUUCUUCUAUCAUUAUUCAAGAUCCCAGCAUAGCAAGGCAGAAGAGUCGCAGAAGAAGAGGAGGGUGCAGGAGGGAAACGAUAAAGCUCUUCCUCCUCCAGUUCCCCCAGCGUUCUGCCCAGCGUUCUCAAGUAUCGUGCGUCUGCUGUGCUGUGACAUCGUUGUCAACAUUUUGAGACGCGUCCUUCAAAGAGCUGCAGAAGACCGUGCGACUCAGUGGACAGAGGCCAUGAUCCAGCGGGCUCUUCACCUGAUUGGUCAGGCAUUAAUUGAAGAAAAAACUCAGCUUGAAGGCUCAGUGGAGGAAGUGACCUUUGAUUUCAGCGUCAAAGCUUGCAGAGUUGGUUCAGAAAACGGCAAGUCAAUUUUUCUUUUGUUGUCCAAGAUUAAACCUCUUCCUGCCCUUCAAGCUCAAAAAGAUAUGGUCAAAUGGGUUCUACAGAUGUUUCAAAUUGUCAAGUGCCUUAGAGAGAAAUCUAGUCCAACCGUGUACAUGAGUGUGGAAACUACCAAGCCAGAGGAGAGUGCUCAGGACAAAGAAAAAGCUGAGCGCAAAAGGAAGGCGGAGGCAGCUAAGCUUCAUCGGCAGAAGAUCAUGGCCCAAAUGUCAGCAAUGCAGAAGAACUUCAUUGAGUCGAACAAGAUGCUCUAUGACAACAUGCCAGAGAGUGGAACGCAGGGAGAACCCGUCACUGUUACCGAUGGCUGUGCGAUGGAGCAGAGGGAGCUGUGUGUGGCCAUUGGGCCCCAUCGAGGGUUCACCCCAGCUGAAAAGGACGUGCUGACCUGCAUUCUCUGCCAAGAGGAGCAGGAAGUGCAGGCGAAGGCUCCAGCAAUGGUUCUGACCGCAUGUGUCCAGAGGUCCACAGUGUUGACACAGUGCAGAGGAAAGAUACCAGCCAACAGGGCAGACGAGACAACAUAUCCUAUAUUCAUGCCUCCUGAACUGUCAGUGGGGACCCACACGGGGAGCUGUGGACAUGUCAUGCAUGCCACAUGUUGGCAAAAGUAUUUUGAGGCAGUCCAGAAUACGUCCAGGAACCGGCUCCAUGCAGAGCUGAUAAUUGACCUGGAGAAUGGGGAGUACAUGUGUCCUCUCUGCAAGUCUCUGUGCAACACCGUUGUCCCUCUCAUUCCACUGGAUUCAGUAAUAUUUAACUAUGAGAAUGCAGAGCUAAUUGGACAGCAUUUGACCCUGCCUCGCUGGAUUCAGAGCCUCUGUGCUAGAAUCAAAGGGCUCAAGUCUGUCACUCAGGAUAAUGAGGGUGAUGGUGGUAGUGAUGGUGACAUGGGGCUAUGUGGGGAGGGGCAGCCAGACUUUAGAUCCAUUCUCAGCUAUGGGGUGCAAGAAACGAGAAAGUUCUCAGACAGUAUAAUGGAGAUGCUGGUUGUGUGCGCCACCACAGUCCACAGGGUGGGACUGCAGACGGGACCCAACGAAUUGUGCCCACAGGUGCCCCUUAUGGCCUGGAACACAUGUGCCUUCACUAUCCAGGCCAUAGAAAACAUACUCCAGGAGGAGGACAAGCCACUCUUUGGGUCUUUGCAAAACAGACAGCUUGCAGGUCUAAAGGCAAUAGUUCAGUUUGCAGCCACUCAGAGACGUAUGACGUCUCAGGCUGUGCUUCACAGGCACUUUGCUGACAUGUUCGGGGUCUUGUUACCAGCCCUGGGCAGAAACAACACCCCUUCUAUUAUGGAGGUGGACUUUGUUCAUCUUCUGGUAGGGCUGGUGUUGUCUAUACCUUCAUUGUAUCAGGAGCAGACUGUGGACUUGGAGCCUUCUUCCAUCAGCUCCGCCUACAACCACCUGUACAUCUUGCACUUGGUCACGAUGGCUCAUAUCCUGCAGAUCCUCCUCUCUUGUACAGAUUUCCCAGCAGUUGCAGCUGGGGAGGAGACAGAGGAAGCAAAAGCAGCAGCAGAACUGUAUACUGCCGUUUCGCAGUACACUGGAAGGUUCCUUCCAGAUGUGUCUGGCAGUUCAGUGGCAGAAAGAGUGAAGAGAGGAAUAGAACCUUUUCUGCGAUGUGCCGCUCUCUUUUUCAACUGCCUAACAGGAGUUAAUCCUCCAGAGGAACUUCUUAGUACUCCUGCCUCUGCUCAUGGACAAACUGAGGCACUAUGCGGUUACCUGGCACUGCCCUCCAAUGUGUUCCAGCUGUUCCAGGAGCACAGAGACACUGUUACUCCACUGCUGCAGAGGUAUUGUGGACACCCAGCUAUAACCAAAGCCUUGAAGGGCAAAACCCCAACAGUCAGAUACCCCAGAAAAAGAAAUCGUUUAAUUGAUCUUCCUGAGGAUUACAGUGCCCUCCUCAAUCAGGCCAGUCAUUUUCAGUGUCCCAAGUCUGCAGACGACGAGAGGAAGCACCCGACGCUGUGCUUGUUCUGUGGGGCCGUGUUGUGCUCUCAGAGCUCAUGCUGUCUCAGCAAGCUGGAUGGAGAAGAUGUGGGAGCCUGCACUGCCCACGCUGCUACCUGUGGUGCUGGGGUGGGCAUGUUCCUCAGAAUAAGGGAGUGUGAAAUUGUAUUGAUGGCUGGUAAAACUCGAGGAAGCACGUACCCGGCUCCUUACCUGGACGAAUAUGGGGAAACUGAUCCUCACCUUGGAAGAGGCAAUCCAUUGCACCUUUGCCCCGAGCGCUACAGGAAGCUGAACCAGCUGUGGCAGCAGCACUGUAUCCUGGAGGAGAUCGCCCGCAGCCUGGAGGUGGUCAACGUCAUGUUCGCCUUCGAGUGGCAGAUGUUGUGAGGACUGAUCCAGCUGUGGCGGCUGGAGAAAUAGCCAUAGAGGACAGUCUGCUCCAGUGCUCUUAUGCACAGACAUACACAAACAACAAUAAUCGAAGGAGGCCUGAGCCCCGGCCUGUUGGUGGAACCCACAGGGAGGUGGAUAAUGAGCAAACCCAAGUCGCCUUGAUUUAAUUUGAGUUUCACUUACAGUAAUGGUUGCAAAGAGGCUCAUUCCAAUAAAGACCAUCAUAAUAUAGACACUAACACAUUUCUUUGAUCAUGUAUUUGUCUUUUCUUAGUAAUGUUGUGAGUUUUCUAGAGCUUUUGUUUGUUUCAGAAAUGAUUGUCUAACUUAUAUUGCUAAGUUUUGCUGUUCUAAAAAAAGAAAGUUGCAUUUAUUUGAAAAUUUGAAAAACACAAACCACAUUUCAUUUUGCUCACAUAAAUGUUCGAAAGAUUAAACCUUUAGAUAUCCAUGAACCCUGAGGAUGGUUAAAAUGUAUAGACUGUACAUUCUAAGUUAUAUUAAAUAAGAUGAAGUAUGCUAAAGGCAAUACACAGUAACCUGCUUCCAACUUCUCAACAUUUAAUAGUUAACAUUUUCAGCCUUAUUGUAAUUUAAGUUCUCACAAAUAAUAAACCCAGUGAGUAAUGACGUGGGGAUAUGGCCAAAUUGAUUAUAAUGUCAGAUAUUACUGUAUGCUUGUACACAAAUAUUAAAGGGGCCAUUGUUGAGAAAA
This is a messenger RNA of Betta splendens (Siamese fighting fish), 6024 nucleotides long. RefSeq names its product ubiquitin protein ligase E3 component n-recognin 1 (gene ubr1). The transcript has 47 exons. NCBI's taxonomy places the organism in Eukaryota, Metazoa, Chordata, Actinopteri, Anabantiformes, Osphronemidae. The record is from RefSeq and is a predicted model, not a curated record. Gene Ontology annotation, cellular component: ubiquitin ligase complex; cytoplasm. Gene Ontology annotation, biological process: ubiquitin-dependent protein catabolic process via the N-end rule pathway; protein ubiquitination. The coding region runs from base 96 to 5303 and encodes 1735 amino acids. Gene Ontology annotation, molecular function: ubiquitin protein ligase activity; zinc ion binding.